AUGAACGAACUAACUCGGGAGCUGUCACCAAACCAAGAUCCUCUGGAAGACCCGUUCCUUCUCUCCCUCAUAGAAACAGUCGAGAAAAACUCGUGCGUCUACAAUCGUUACGAUCCUCUACAUAAAAUAUCCGAGUAUAAACACCAAAUAUGGCGAAUGAUCGGUGUGGAAAUCGAUUAUGAUGGACAGCCGGUGGAACUGGAGAGAAAGUGGAAACACAUGAGGGAUAAAUACGUUCGGUUGAGGAAGCAGGAUAAGCAGAAGGCACCUAUUAAGCCCACUAAUAAAUGGUCUGUGUAUAAUCUCCUUAUAAGGCGAUAUGUAUCAAUUUACAGGUUCGCGUUCUACCACAAAAUGUCCUUCUUGGAUCCAUAUGUGGAGCAUCGAAAUAGAAAACGACAGAAAGAUUUUAUUGGGAACAACUCUCCAGAAUUUGUCGAUGAAGAAGGAUUUUACAUUGAUGAAUCCAAAGCAGAAGUCUUGGUACCAAAAGAUGUUGGAUAUUGCUCAUCGUCCAGUUCAUCCGGAGAGAAAAAAGAAAGCAGUGUGGAACCACCAGACCUAUUGGACGAUAGCAAAGUUGAGAAUCUUGCAGCAUUCUAUGACAGACUUAUUGGCAAUAAUAAUGGAAAUGCCAUCCAGGCAGUGGCUAAACAACUUCCGUUGAGCCAGUCGCUGAGCAACCAUCCAGAGCUCGAAAACGAAAGAAUGCUCCCGUUCAGAUCCGCCCGGCAAGUCCAUCACCACCACCUGCGAAGAAAAAUGAGGAAGACUCAGUUCAAGAACAGAUCUCUGCGAUUCUCUAUGAUGUUUCUAAAUCUCUCAUCAAAAUGA
Messenger RNA from Caenorhabditis briggsae, 834 nucleotides. It is a transcript of the gene Cbr-madf-4, whose product is annotated as Protein CBR-MADF-4. The record is from RefSeq and is a predicted model, not a curated record. Bases 1 to 834 code for a protein of 277 amino acids. The transcript has 3 exons. Gene Ontology annotation, biological process: regulation of transcription by RNA polymerase II. Gene Ontology annotation, cellular component: nucleus; transcription regulator complex. Lineage: Eukaryota; Metazoa; Nematoda; Chromadorea; Rhabditida; Rhabditidae.